Nannochloropsis gaditana CCMP526 is the source of this 596-nucleotide messenger RNA. RefSeq names its product Cu/Zn superoxide dismutase (gene SODC). The coding region runs from base 11 to 406 and encodes 131 amino acids. The record is from RefSeq and is a predicted model, not a curated record. Gene Ontology annotation, biological process: removal of superoxide radicals. The transcript is spliced from 5 exons. Gene Ontology annotation, molecular function: copper ion binding; superoxide dismutase activity.
AGGUUUAACGAUGGCCAGAUGCGUGGCACUCAUCCGCGGUGCUCCUGGUGACACAGAAACGUCCAUCCAGGGGGUCAUUCGCUUCGAGCAGGCGUCAGAGACAGCACCCACAAUCCUGGACGGGGUCAUCACGGGCCUAGCACCGGGACGACACGGUCUGCACAUCCAUACCUUUGGAGAUUUUUCAGAGGGAUUCGCUGGGGCAGGGGGCAUUUUCAACCCGUUCGGGAAGGCCCACGGGGCCCCGGACGACGACGAGCGGAUGGCGGGCGACUUGGGCAACAUCGAGGCCAACGGGGAAGGAAAGGCGGAGUUCCGUGUGGAGGGCGGGCACGAGCAGUCCUUGGUGACGGGGAACUCUGGCGCGCGUAUCGCGGGGGGUGUGGUCGGGAUAGUCUCUGCAUAAGGAGGAGGGAAAAGGAAGGGCAGAUCCCUGUCUCGGCGCUUGGGGCUUGGUCAAGGAAGCAGAGGCUGGAGGAGGGAGGGCGGGGCAGAGGGAGGGAAUGGAAGGAGGGGGCACUGGUUUGAGAGAAGGCGAGGGAGGAAGGGAUGGGGGCGCAGCUUUUUUACGGAAAGUAGAAAUGCCAGCAGGUACC